Molecule: messenger RNA, 2747 nt
Organism: Trichomycterus rosablanca
Lineage: Eukaryota; Metazoa; Chordata; Actinopteri; Siluriformes; Trichomycteridae
Gene: b3galt8
Product: beta-1,3-galactosyltransferase 8
Exons: 1
Coding region: 310-1284 (324 amino acids)
Cellular component (GO): Golgi membrane
Molecular function (GO): N-acetyl-beta-D-glucosaminide beta-(1,3)-galactosyltransferase activity
Source: RefSeq, a predicted model, not a curated record
GAGGGAGCAGACGGAGCAGUUGUGGUUAGGAAGGAAACUGGGAGUGUCUACCUCUCACUGGGGUUCUGGGCAUUGUUUGAGUCGGAUUACGAGUGGAAAGUAAACACUGCUCUUGCUUUGCCGCUGAAAACUAAUUGUUUUCUGUACCGGUCGGUUCGGAACGCAUCAGAAUCUUGUCUUACCUAAUAGUUCUAUUACAUUACUGGUAAGAAACUGUGUUAUUCCCGUUAUGCCGUCUGGAAUGAAGGAGCAGUUUGAAGGGAAUCACAUUUGCACCUUUUUUGUCCGUGUGGAGCAGAUUUAACUACCAUGGCCAAGUUUCCGAAGUCCAGGCUGCUUAAGUGUCUUGCCCUGCUUCUUUUACUUUCACUAUUCUGUUAUAUAUAUGUAAAAUCUAGUGCUAAUUCCAUACCAAAACGGUUUACUUCUUUACCAGAAGACCUGUACAAACCUGUCUCACCAUUAUCUUACAAAUAUCUUCUCAAUCAACCUAACCUGUGCCAGAGAAGAAUCCCUUUUCUAGUUCUUAUGAUUCCUGUGAGACUUCAAGACAGGGAAUCCAGGGCGGCCAUCAGAAAGACCUGGGGUCAGGAGAACCUUGUCCCUAAUGUUGAUAUCGUCAGAGUGUUCUUCAUCGGACAGCCAAAGGAGAAUGACCCAAAGCAUCAGGAAGACCUUCAGAAGGAAAGUAAGACACAUUUAGACAUAGUACAAAUGGACUUCUUAGAUACCUACCACAACCUGACCAUCAAAACCAUGAUGAUGAUGAACUGGCUGGACACUCACUGCCCCACAGCACAAUACGCCAUGAAGAUCGAUGCUGAUAUUUUUCUCAAUGUGCCUUAUCUUGUGGACUACCUCCAAAACCAGGCCUACAAGCAGGACUAUAUCACAGGAUCAGUUAUCACAGACGGAACACCUCGGAGGAACAAGUACAGUAAGUGGUACCUCUCAGAGGAAUUAUAUCCAGAGGACAAGUUUCCACCCUACUUGUCCGGUGCCGGAUACGUCUUCUCCGUUGAUCUGGCGAGCAAGAUAGUGCAGGCCUCCAGAUUUGUGGUGCCGAUACCCUUGGAGGACGUGUACAUAGGUUUAUGCCUGCAUUUCCUAGACGUUCAGCCUGUGUUCGCCAGGACGUUUUUGCCCUACAGGAACCUCUUUGAGAUCCGUCAUUUAGAGUACGAGAGAUGCACGUUUGCAAAACGCAUCAUUGUCACGGGUUUUACACCGAGUCAGCUGAUACACACAUGGAGUGACUUUCAGAGAGAUGGCUUCUCAUGCUGAUGCUACAUCACAACUAGGUCUCAGGGGGUCAUGGCAAAAAAUGGAACCAAAGUAAUACUUUUUAUUUUUAAAUAUAUUCAGUGUGUUUGAGUUGUUGCCAGUUUCUACUUACCAAGUCUGCCUUAGCAUGAGCUUUAUUUACCUUAUCUUUUUUUUAAUACCAGCUGAACAUCAUUACGUAUGUCAACACACUUAAAGGUGGAUGCUAACUCCUCCAGUUUGAUUGAUGGGGAUAACAAACAAAAAUGCCAUCUCUUUCACCAAGAUAAUACUCUGACAAACUGCUGGCCAGGGAUGACUAUGGCUUUCAUUUGAUAUGCAAGGUUUGGCACCCAUGUUUUAUAAUUUUAGCUGCUACAGUUGCUGUAUAACAUUUUCACGAAUGUCAAAAAUGAAGGAUUACAGUCGAGCUACAGAUGAAGUAAAUUGGCUGCUAUGCGGUAACUUUAAGGAGAAUUAAGGAAUUAGGAAUACACCCUGGACAGGGUAGCAGUCCAUUGCAGAGCUUUACACAUGCACUUGUUACUCACACUCAGGGAUAAUUAAAAGUAGGCAAGCGGCGGCACGGUGGCUAAGUGGGUAGCACUGUUGCCUCACAGCAAGAAGGUCCUGGGUUCGAUCCCCAGGUGGGCAAUCCAGGUCCUUUCUGUGUAGAGUUUGCAUGUUCAACCCGUGUCCUUGUGGGUUUCCACCGUGUGCUCCGGUUUCCUCCCACAGUCCAAAGACGAGCAAGUGAGGUAAAUUGGAGACACUAAAUUGUCCACGACUGUGUUCGAUAUAACCUUGUGACCCGAUGAACCUUGUGUAAUGAGUAACUACCGUUCCUGUCAUGAAUGUAACCAAAAAUAAAAACAUGACGUUAAAAUCCUAAUAAACAAACAAAAAUAGGCAAGCCACCUUCUGCAUGUUUUUGGAAGAUGAUACAAAACCAGAGUACUGAGAGGAAAUGCAUGUAGCUAUAGCGAAAACAUGCAAAGCUUCUCACACAGUGACCAGAGUCAAAUUUAUUUGCAUAGCACUAUUCACUAUAGACAGCAAAGUCUCAAAGCAACUUUACAGAAUCCAGGACCUACAGAACGAAACCACUGUUAAGCAAGCCAAGGGCGACAUGCCAAAAACUGCCUAAAAAUUACAGGUGUGAAUUAAACCCAGAUCAUUCAGACCCAUGUUGCUGUGUACACAAUCAUUAUGCCUUAAUAUUAUCAUUAUAGUUAUUUAUUAGUAUUAAUGUGGACUUUUAAAAAUGUAAUGUUCUACCUGCAAAUAUGUCUGCUAAUAAAUCUCACAUUUUUACAUAAUGUGUUCUUAAAUAAUGUUUUAAAUGUAUUUGGUAACUCAGUGGUUAAAGCCCUGAACUAGCAAUUAAAAGGUUGCCAGUACUCUCCCAUAAACGACUUUCAAUUGCUUGAAUUGUAUUUGGUUAAACUCUUUGGAACUUUUGAUAAAAACGUCAGCUAAAUGCU